CUGUAGCCAAUUCAAAGGGAACGUGUACCUUGUAAUAUAGUGUACUGUAGGCGUGGCAACUUCACGCCCCGCUUCACCUUCUGAAAGAGGUCGACAGAACAAUAUAUAUAUAUAUUACAAGAAAAUUUUUCUGUUUUCUCUUUGCAUUGAAUGAUGGGAGUUUACAAAAACUCAGAGGUGUUUUGUCCCAGAACUCUGCAUUGUCGUGAAUGGGCAAGAAAAUACUUGGAUUAUUGUCUUUGCAAUAGCAGAGAUGAAAUUUCGUUAGGUUUGGGCGCCAUAAGUGUAGUCGUUUGGGUUGUUGCUGAAAUUCCUCAAAUCAUUACAAAUUACCGGCAGAAAUCCACCGAUGGCCUCUCUAUUGCUUUCUUAACCACUUGGAUUAUUGGGGAUCUUUUCAAUCUUUUUGGCUGCAUUCUGGAACCAGCUACGCUUCCAACCCAGUACUAUAUGGCACUGCUGUAUACAUUAAUUACUGUGAUUCUUGGUUCACAAACCGUAUACUAUGGUCACAUUUAUCCUCGACUAAAAGACAAUGGAUGUCUGCACAAGGGAUUCAAGCCUAUCCAAACUGAAUCAGCAGAUAAGACUGGACAAAGCAAUAAUGAUGUUGGAAAACAAGUAAACUGUUCUGACAAACGGAAAAGCGGGUUGUGCAUUUCAGACAGAGAUAAUGCUCCGAGUUCACCUAUUCCUCUUCCAGCACUUCCUGGAACUAUGUCUCCUCGAAGAGAACUAUACUACAUGUCUGCCAGAUCUCUAUCAAGGAGUCAUACACCUACGGCUGGAUCUUUGUUAGUACAAAGAAUGAGUCCCACCUCUGAUCAUUCUGGGAUUUCCAUUGAACAGCCCUUGCUUGGUGGACAAGUUUCUACACAAUCUGCACCAUCUCCAAACACCAAAACCAUGCUAUGCUUGGUCUCAAUAAUGAUAUUUCUUAGAACUGUUAAUCUUGAAUACUUAGCUAUCGGUUAUCAUAACAUUGAGUUUGAGAAAUCAAAUAAAGGAUUUGUGAUUCAAGUUGGGAGAAAGCUGUUGCAGGUACAUGGUGGGCUAUUACAAGGAAAUGGUAUUGAAGGAAGCAGUGGAAUUGGAAGUUACCUUGGUUGGGCAAUGGCAGCAAUUUAUAUGGGUGGACGGCUUCCCCAAAUUUGUUUGAAUAUGAGAAGGGGGAAUGUGGAGGGCCUUAAUCCUCUAAUGUUUCUCUUUGCUUUGAUUGGUAAUGCAACAUAUGUAGCAAGCAUAAUUGUUAGCAGCUUGGAUUGGUCAAAAAUCAGACCAAAUCUACCAUGGCUUGUAGAUGCAGGAGGCUGUGUGCUACUUGAUGCUUUUAUUUUAAUCCAUUCAUCUACUUCCAUUGUCGGUCAUCUCGAGAUGUAGGUUAUAAGCACGGAAACUCUAAUUCAGCUUAGCAGAUGAUGACAACAAAGUAAUUCAAGGUAUCUCCAAC
Messenger RNA from Pistacia vera, 1450 nucleotides. RefSeq lists its product as uncharacterized. The coding region runs from base 151 to 1380 and encodes 409 amino acids. The transcript has 12 exons. NCBI's taxonomy places the organism in Eukaryota, Viridiplantae, Streptophyta, Magnoliopsida, Sapindales, Anacardiaceae. The record is from RefSeq and is a predicted model, not a curated record.